AUGAACCAAGAGGACAAGACACGUCAAAAGAAAACGACCGAGAAGACGAUGCGAUUCAAGGCCAGCUCACCGACGGUACCAAAUCCAGCAAACUCCCUGUCACGACAGCCACGACAAUCCCUGAGACCCAUGCUUGUAGUCAACAAAGCAUUAGACUCAGAAACACCCAAACAGGUGGUCUCAACAUCCCAACUCUCGGAUAAAGAGAGGUUGUGGAACCAAAUCUGCGCAGCUAAAUCAGCUAACGACGACUCAACCGCCGACUUCCUUCUCAGGAUAUAUCUCUCUUUGCCUAAGGAUGAGACACCCCCUAAUACGAAUACGCUACAACCUCCAUCUGUCCACCGAUCGGCCUCUGCUACGGCAUCGCUACCGACACAAAAGCAACCCUUGGAUAAAAGCAUCAACUUCAUCAGGGGCUCCAUCCCAAAUCAUUGCGACAUUGGAUUCACUCCUUUUUUCGACAAGAACAUCCGCGAGUUCAAAGGGCCUUUGCUGUUAGAAUACGAGUUUGCACAACUGCGUAUACAGGAUACGCAGUCAUGCAAAAACUCAAGCGCAAUUUUCACUCUCCUCAGAACACUAGACCUAACCUAA
Molecule: messenger RNA, 597 nt
Organism: Puccinia graminis f. sp. tritici CRL 75-36-700-3
Lineage: Eukaryota; Fungi; Basidiomycota; Pucciniomycetes; Pucciniales; Pucciniaceae
Exons: 2
Coding region: 1-597 (198 amino acids)
Source: RefSeq, a predicted model, not a curated record